Messenger RNA from Sinocyclocheilus rhinocerous, 1094 nucleotides. Its product is annotated as glycosyltransferase family 92 protein F13G3.3-like. Gene Ontology annotation, cellular component: cytoplasm. The record is from RefSeq and is a predicted model, not a curated record. NCBI's taxonomy places the organism in Eukaryota, Metazoa, Chordata, Actinopteri, Cypriniformes, Cyprinidae. Gene Ontology annotation, molecular function: glycosyltransferase activity. The transcript has a single exon. The annotation marks the transcript as partial.
GUCAUCAGCAUAAUCAACAGAAACAGUCUUCAGCCACUUUACUGUGUUCACUGCAGCGCUGAACAAGUCUGCAAAACUGUUCACACUGAGGUCCAGAUACACAGCGACCAUUUUAGCUUCCCGUAUGGUGCCUCAGAUGUGAUUUGUAAAGGUAAACACAUGCAAGAUGCAACUCAUGUCCUCAUAACAACUGACAAGAUAGAUUCAGCCAACCUCAAAAUGGAAUAUCUGCCAAUAAAAAAUAAGGUUGUACAAGAGACUUUCAAGUUUAACUUCACCGUUUGCAUCUCAAACCUUUUUGGCAACUACAACAAUGUACUGCAGUUUGCUCAAUCAAUGGAGAUGUACAAGCUUCUGGGUGUACAGCAUGUGGUCAUCUAUAAAACUAGUUGUGGACCAGACUUGGAAAAACUCUUAAAACAUUAUGAAACCGAGGGGAUGCUGGAGAUCGUUCCAUGGCCUAUCGACCAGUUUCUGAACCCUGCAUCAGGCUGGAACAUCAAGCACCACAAGGGAGACAUUCAGUAUUAUGGUCAGUUAGUAACACUCAACGAGUGCAUUUACAGGCACAUGUACCAGUCAAAGUAUGUUCUCCUGAAUGACAUUGAUGAAAUCAUCAUGCCUUACAAACACGCCAGUUUACCAUCUCUAAUGGAGGACCUCCAGUCUGCUCAUCCCAAUAUAGGGGUGUUCCUCAUAGAAAACCACAUAUUCCCUAAAACACAGUUUGAGGAGAGUGGGAAGUUCAAACGAGCAGAAUGGAAUAAUAUCCCAGGUGUCAAUAUCAUGGAGCACAUUUACAGAGAACCAAGUCGAAAAAACAUUUACAAUCCCACAAAGAUGAUUGUCAACCCAAGGAAGGUGCAGCAAACGUCAGUACACUCCUCUUUGAAAAACUUUGGAGGCAGUUUCCAUGUACCGUUUAAUGUAUGUAGGAUUGUACACGUGAGAGUCCCACUGCAGAGGCGUCUUACCAAAGAGCAACUCUUUGUAGACAAAAGAGUCUGGGACUUUGAGCAAGAGCUGAUACAGAACGUUGACCAGACUUUGAAACGUUCUGGUUUCCUGAAGGCUUAUAGUUGACAUGUUUGUAU